Stereum hirsutum FP-91666 SS1 is the source of this 1995-nucleotide messenger RNA. RefSeq lists its product as uncharacterized. NCBI's taxonomy places the organism in Eukaryota, Fungi, Basidiomycota, Agaricomycetes, Russulales, Stereaceae. The coding region runs from base 42 to 1760 and encodes 572 amino acids. The transcript has 4 exons. The record is from RefSeq and is a predicted model, not a curated record.
ACCUACGACGCAUCCAGGUCGUAGUCGGGCACCUGUCGCGCAUGAAGCUCUUAUCUUGCAUAUCCGGCUUUCUUGCCACAACCUAUCCUCUCGUCAGAGCGAACCUCUUACCAGGCGAUUUCGAUGCAAGCUUGCAUCAAGUAGUGCUUCAAAAUGAUGCACAAAGUGUUACAGUUCCCGAGCCUUUUUCAACUGAACCAACCAACUCGACUGGAAACUUCAUCUUUAACACCGUCUCGUCGCUGAUGCAGCGAUGGCCAAACACAUACUGGAGAAAUGGUCACUCCAUCGUCCCUGUUUCCAUCCCUGUGGCAACAAUAUUAUAUCACGGUCGCGCGACUAACAGUACCCCGACUGUCCCUGAGUGGCUUGCUUUCGACUUCGACCACUCCUUCAUCUUCUGCGUGGCGAAGUGUUGGGUGCACACCAUGGUCGCCACUCGAGACCUCCGACUGCUAUACUUCGAUGGUUCUAGUGCCGCGAAGAUGCCGAACGGGACGAUGGACUCGCAGGACCUUGUUAUUUGGGGAAAUAUUGACGAGUACAGGUCAUACAAGGAAAGAGAGAGGAUCGAUACGUUGUGUGAAUGGGGGAAGAAGUAUGGAUUGGACGGGUUCGUGAGGAUGGAGAUGCAUUUCGAAAUCAUGUUCUGCAACUUCUCCUCCGGCCUUGAACCAGUCUCCAUCCUCGAAUUGGUACCCACACGAUUCCCAGCCGUAUGGCGUCCUCCUGGAUUGCAGGAGCUUCAGAAACGCGCCGAUGACCGUGAAGGUGUCGAUAUGCACCACCACUACGGCAGUCAAUCCGAUCUUUUCUCGGAUGGUGUCGUCAGGCCGCCAUGGCCCAAAAUACCAGACCCACCAGUCGGAUGGCGAGGGUCACAAGUAACGCUAGAGGAAGCACUGUUCGAGCUUAUACACACCGGCUCAUGGCACGACCGUGCCCCUGGAGAAACCCGCGUCCAUGUUGACUACACCGGAUUCGUGUCAUUCUACGAUGCCUCCCUCACGAGUCUUGUUGAGCUACGCACUGGUCAAGACAGAUUUCACCACCGAUUGCAAAACAUCACUCGUGAGGAUACUGAUAAAGUGAUGGACGAACUGGACGAGGUUUUAUCGAGAGGGUGGAACGGGGUCCAGGGGCAAAGGAAGAGUUCUGGUAGCCGUGUGGAUUGGGGGAGCAUAACGACAAUUGUGACGGAGAGGUAUGGUGAAAGGUUGGAGUCGUUGGAGUAUAUCUUGGAAGAGGGAAGGUUCCAGAACGUUACACGACAAGUCUCGCUCUUCAGAGCGCAAUUGCUCGUCAUGCUCAGUCCCUACAUGCUCAUCUCUGCACUACCGCCACCCGAGGUCGAUCCUACUUCGGACCCCUCAUGGAUUACACCGAUUAUUCGCCAUUGCUCGAUAACAUAUACUUCGCGCAUCGAUACUAGCUCCCUGACGAGACAGGAGAGGCGGAUCAAGAGCUCAGUCGAGGAUGUUCUCGCCGAGAUUUGCGGGACGUUAGGGGGCUUGUGGGUGGCUGCCUUCGAUAUUGAGGCAGCGGAGCUGGCGAGGCAAGAAAAAGUCCUGCAGGAUUCGAGGGCAGAAAUCGCUCGAUUGAUGAAGUGGCUGGGUUGGCCGAUGUGGGUGAAGUGUAAGCCAGGGUGUGGUCCAGAGGAAAUAUGCCAUAUCCCAACCUGGAUGUUCAGUCCAUUCCAUGACGAUCCACACGACAUGACUCCUCGAUGCGUUCGAAAAUUUGCUCCUUACACCUGGUGAGAGAAGGUCAGUAUGCGCAUACACGAUAUUACCAUUUGGGCCCUAGAUCCUGUUCCUUCUCGUCGGGUCGUUUUAUUUUUGUACAAUCUCGCUUGGGCGCUUUGGCUUGUGGCUUUCAACAGCCUCGAGAAACACGCAACUCCAUAGUUAUAAUAGAUGCGUAACCUAGAUUACAUGUAACAUACCGUUCAGGAAUGUCUGCCACAGGACAUGCUACCGCCGACAACAUUGGAAA